This is a messenger RNA of Stylophora pistillata, 4523 nucleotides long. RefSeq lists its product as uncharacterized. Gene Ontology annotation, biological process: regulation of transcription by RNA polymerase II; embryo development. The record is from RefSeq and is a predicted model, not a curated record. NCBI's taxonomy places the organism in Eukaryota, Metazoa, Cnidaria, Anthozoa, Scleractinia, Pocilloporidae. Gene Ontology annotation, molecular function: DNA-binding transcription factor activity, RNA polymerase II-specific; RNA polymerase II transcription regulatory region sequence-specific DNA binding. Gene Ontology annotation, cellular component: nucleus.
UCAAAAUCUCCAUCACUCGACGGCAAUCGGCUACCUCAAUCGUACUGGAUUAGACCGCGGAAAAAUUCACCAGACUACAGGAAACGUUUUACGUGUCCGAUCGGAGUCUUACGUCGCAUCCCUGGUGAAACUGUCGGGGGAGUUACUUUCAUGAUAUUUCGACCUGUGACGUCACCCAACGGAAUUCUCCUGUCGAAUGAGCAUUGAAUACUGAUGUACUAUUAUCUCAUAGCCGCAUGCUAAUAUCUUUAAUGCUGUGUGUCGAGCAGUUAACGGCUGCAUUCGUCAGCAUCCUUGAAGAGGAAUACAGCCACACGAAUCGCUCAGCGGGAAUUUCUCCAAUUCUACCGCUGUCACGAUGCCUCGAGCGUUCUUGAUCAAAGCGAAGAAAGAGAAAAAGAAGGAGGACGAUGCCCCUUCUUCUCACGUACAAGUAAACAGACAAUUUUCCAACGGAAUUUCUGAUCCCCACAGCAACGAUAGGAUCGUGUGCCCCUCCGAGGAUCAGAUUUCACCGCCUACACACACUAAAGAGUCGCCUGUCCGUCUCCAUGUCAAGCGGAAGCAUUCGCACGUCACAGCCUCCGCGGAGGAACGGGAAAUAAUUUCUGUCCCGCGCCUGACCCAAACAGGAGUUUUGGAGACUAACAGAAAUGUGAUCACAGAAUCUCCACUGGCGGAUAAUGCAAUUGUGCCUAGGAAAACACGGAAAAGAAGCCCAAAGAAAACAGUAGUUUAUUAUUACAAAGCUAAGCAAGAUGCAAGAGACGGAAUAAGCGAAAAGCAUGAAGCAGUUGGCCGCGAUUCGUGUUUGUCGAAAGACGUUCCGCUUGAAGGCAAAUCUGCUUCAAUGCAUCAAAGGAACAUUCAUAAUUAUGUGGCGGCAAACUCCAAGCGAGUGACAUCUCAGGGGAACCUCAAUUGCGGUUAUCAUUUCAAACCGCCCACGCAUUCAACGAACUGUCAAGAAAAGUCUACACGAUUUGAAUAUGAAAAGGCUGGCCAUCAAGAAAGCGCCAAGCCAUUUAAUUAUGCAGAAUCACGCACCGGAAAGUUCUCGCGCGAGAAACGUGAAAUCGCGCCAACUGCGGGUAACAUUGGCUUAGACAAUGUCAAGAUCGUGGAAGUUCACUCGAUCGGUCAAAAAAUGGAUAUUGUUUAUCCUAACAAAAGUGGCACAGUUCCAACUGCUCCAGUGCAUCAUCGAAGCGAAGAAUAUCGCUGUAACGUGUCCUCUGCUAAUACUGUUCCAGCUUCUGAUCCACCAGCACGUAACGUUCAGAGAAAAGAACCCACACCAGCACAAACUUCUGCGCCCUCUGCCACACCUGUUGUUCACUACCUACCCGUGUAUGCUAUCCCGAGUUCCCAAGGAGUACAGUAUCAAGCUGUUCCUGGAGCUGCAAUUCUUGAAAAGGUUCCAGGUGUUAACAAUUUGUAUUCUCCAGUGGGAAAGAAUGGAGAGGCCAAACCGCAGCCAGCAUAUCCACAGCCAGCCCCUCCAGCAGCCAAACCACAACCACCACCACAGUCACAAGCACCACCAGUUGCGCCCCCACAACUGCAAGUACAAGGAGGCCCUACUCACACCCAGCAUCACAUGCCUCACCCGCAACCUCAGGGUCCUGUUAUCUACCAACCAAGAAUGAUGUCAAAUCCCACUGCUGCCCACCCUGUGCAACCCACGUUGGUACAACCUGGUUACCCGCCACAGUUAAACAAUCCUCCUAUGAUUGCUGCACCAUAUCCUCCACCUGAUACAAGGGUCAUCCCCACUCAAACCUAUCCACCACAAGCAGUUGCACAAGCAAUGCCAUCUCCACCAUAUGUUGUCACAAAGUCAGAACCAGUUUCACCCCAACAAUUGUCAGCUCCUAAUCAUUCAGUAGCUACCACUCAGUCAUAUCCUGUCUCUGUGCAAACAGUGGCACCUCAUCAACCUCAGCACUACCCACCACAAACUCAAACAGUUCCAGGACAGCAGCUUUACCCUUCACAAGAACAGAAGUUUACACAACCACCAAUGUACCCACCUCAAUAUCAAUCAGCACCAAAUCAGACCCACUAUCCUGUUCAUGUUGUGGCACAUGAGGCACUUCCUUAUCCACCAGUCACACAGCAGGUGGCUGUCAGUCAGCCCACACCACCACCACCACCACCACCACCACAGGCAGCUGCAGGACCAGUUAUUUCCACUGGACACCCAUAUCCAGCAGAGAGACCAGCCCAGCCAUAUUACCCACCUCAAAAUGCAGUACAAUACCCACCUGAGAAGUCAUCUUCAAUGGCUAUUCAUUACUAUCCAGUUAAUAAACCUCCAAGUGAGCAAUCAGUUGUGCAGCAGUAUCCAGAUCAGAAAGCAGUGCAUUUGCCUUCACCUCCAUACCCAGUGGAGAGUGUAAGCCAACCUCCUACUCCACAGUACACCCCUGAUGGAAAAGAGCAGCAAAAAUUUCUUUAUGCACCCCCACCUCCAGACUUCAUGCUCAGUCCAGUGUACAGAGUUCCAGUUACUGAGGCACCUCAAAUGGUCCAGCAAAGUCCGCAUUCUACUCACCCUCCGAGCCAGCACUCGACAGAGCCUCUAAGCCAGCCUCCGAGCCAGCCACUCAAAGGAGCCAAACGGAGGAAAACUGCAAUGCCUCAUCGUGAAAUCAGGGACAGUUCAUCACCAUCAGAGAGCUACCCACAGCACAGUUCAAGCCCUGGCUCAGACCUACACUGUAAUGAAAAAUUGUCAAAGUCCCCUGGUCAUAACCCUGCCUUGAACAAAUCCAGCUGUGUAAUCACUCCUCCUGGUUCACCCCAUGAAGAAGAAGAUGGUUCAUACACUGUUGUUAUGAGAGAUUAUGGCAUCCAGGCUGGACCACCAACUGAACAAGGCACAUGGACUGUCAAAGUAGAGUCCACUGCUCCACGCGUGUACAUUACUGAGAAGGAAGCUCUGGCACAUGCUUACAGUGAAAGCAUUUCAGAAGAGGAGGAUGAAUACGAGGAGGAGGAGGAGGGAGACUACAAUGAACUUGAUGACACAGAUGAAACCUACAGCCCAACUCAAAAAGAAAACCGCUCUCCAAGUGGUUUCCAAGGGGAUGGUGGGAGUGAAAACCAUCUAUCAAGGAAAGGAAGGAGAAGGAAUGCAAAAUACACCUGCAAAUUCUGCCACAAAGGAUUCCAGUGGUACUCUCACUUGACAUCUCAUGAGCGCACCCAUACUGGUGAAAAACCAUUCAAGUGUCCCGAGUGUAACAGAGCAUUCACACGUGCAGAUGGACUGCAAUGUCACAUGCUUGUACACAACAAAAAGAGGCCCUUCAAGUGUGAUUACUGCAAUAAAGGAUUCAAUGACAAUACAAGCCUGGAAAAACACACGUACAGUCAUACUGGUGUGAAGCCUUUCAAAUGCGAAUAUUGUGGACGGGCCUUCAGUGACUCUCAGUCAAUUGAGAAACAUUUACUGGUUCACAUCGGUACAAAGCCUUAUAAAUGCCAGUUUUGCGUGCGAUCAUUUAAUGACUCUCAAAUGUUGGUCAGGCACAUCCGUAGCCACACUGGCGAGAAACCUUUUAAGUGUCAGCACUGCCAAAUGGCAUUCAGCAAACAGAGUGCCCUUGUCAUUCAUACAAGAGUCCAUACUGGAGAAAAGCCUUACCAGUGCCCUCAUUGUUCAAAGUGCUUCUCAAUCUCUGGUAACCUGCAGCGUCACAUUCUCAUCCACACUGGCGAGAGACCUUACCAGUGUUCUAAAUGCCCGAAGGCCUUCAACAACCCAAGCCACUUGUCACGCCAUAUUAGCAAACUUCAUGCCCCACAACCAAAACCUGAGGGAGUAGUAGAUAACCGACCAGGCUAUAGUGCCCAAGGAAACAACACAAAUAAACCUGUCCUUGCAUAAGCUGUUCUUUUAAAAUGAACCCUGUGGCAUUGAACUUUUUGCAAGAGUUUGAAUAGACUUUUUUUAGAACUAUAUUUUGUACUUCGGAACCUUUAUUUAACUUCCUGUGAGCUUUUCUUUCUCAUCACUUUGAACAUGAAUGUCUUGCUAUGCAAGACCAAAGUUAGUGCUAUCACUGACCAAUAAGAUAUAAUUUCUUCCAGGUUUCACUCAAAUGAUUGUGCUAUAUUCAGUUCCGUAGUUGUUUGGUAUAAGGCUGUCAAAGUGGCCAAUACGAUAAACGUGAACAAGUUAAAAUUAAUGUGUACAAUGAAGAAAUUGCAUUUAUGGACCACUUUUCAUAAAAUUUUUUGUAUUAUUUUCAAAGAGGAAGACCAUUUAGGUAUAGAUAUAUUCCUUACGUUUCUAAAAAGGAUGAUAAUGACACAGGAAAAUAUUUUUAUAAAUACUAAGUUAUUAAAAGUAUUAUAUUGUUUUAUACCAUGAAUAUAUUUAUUUUGACUAGAAUUUUCUAGAGGUAUGAAAUAACCAUUGAUGUUUAGUCACACAGCGUGUUUUUGUCACAUGUGACCUGUAUUUAGGCAAAACAAAAAAUGUUGUCUUUGUAAAUAAAGUGUUUGAUCGUGAA